AUGGCUGCCCAUAUGCGCUUCCCCCUGCAUGUUUGGUCAGGCUAUAAUAGCAGCAAGUUGGGAGCCGCUCGAAUUUUUGAAACUCUUCGAUUCGAGUACCCUGAGGUCCGGCUCAUGAGAAUCCACCCGGGAAGCGUUGAAUCCGACAGAUUUACCAGAUCUGGAGCUUCCGAACCUCCGGGCGGGAUGACAGAUGGUGCCUUAUCAGGUCAAUUCUUUGCGUGGGCUGCAACCGACGAAGCAGAAUUUGUGAGAGACCGAUUUCAUUGGGCGGAAUGGGACAUAGCAGAACUCGAAGCGAAGAAAGCCGAAAUCAUUGAGAAAGAUCUCCUUUUGAUAACCAUAGGUGGCUUUAGCAAAGGAUUCUGGGGAUCCAGUCGACAAGAGAUAAUCGCAGACAACCACCAGUCACCUGUGGCGCAGAUAGAAAGGUACGAAUAA
This is a messenger RNA of Exophiala aquamarina CBS 119918, 441 nucleotides long. RefSeq lists its product as uncharacterized. The record is from RefSeq and is a predicted model, not a curated record. Gene Ontology annotation, molecular function: oxidoreductase activity. Lineage: Eukaryota; Fungi; Ascomycota; Eurotiomycetes; Chaetothyriales; Herpotrichiellaceae. The transcript has 2 exons. Bases 1 to 441 code for a protein of 146 amino acids.